AUGGAGGCUAUCGCUGAUCAACCGGAACCCCUGCCAGGUUAUGCCUAUGCAUCCUGUGUGAACAUGGGGCAGCCACAGCUGGGGCAAAAGAUGGUGACGCACAGCUGGCGAAACAAAUUCAGUUUCUUACUCGCUGCCAUCAUUGCUGAUGCCUUGGAUUCGCAGCUCUACGACAGCGUGAUGCAGCUUCUGAAGGAUCAGAAAUUUGAAGAGUUGUGCGAGGCGCUGAAUCGCCGGAUGAAGCUGGAUGUGGCCUAUUGGGUGUGUGCCUUUUCGGUGAAUCAGCACGCCGGGAUUUGCGCGAGCCCCGAUGCCAGGGACUCCACAGGCCACAGCAUUCAGCCCUGCAGCUGCUGCACAGCCAAGCAUUUCCAGGGCGAUCUGAGUGAAACGAACAAAUUCGACCACAUGAUGGCGUUGCUGAAAUUUCGCUUGCGUCAGGAUUUUUCGGAAGUGAGGCUGGAGCAGGUGGUUGCCAUGGAGCCCGACUUCUCGUUACUGACGCGGAUUUGGUGCAUCGCUGAGCUGGUGGAAGCCAAAAAAUUGCACCUGCCACAGGCCAUCAUGAUCCACUCCGCAGCCUCACGAACCGACUGCCUCAAACGCCUCUUUGAGCUCGAUGUGAGGGACGCAAAUGCAUCCUUCCCCGCGGAUAAGGAUGUCGUCGAGACCUUUGCUCUCCGUGGCAGCUUCAUGGCUGAGUUGAGGGAUGACAGGCAGCACUCCUUCUUCAAAGGGUUGGAUGUGGCUGAUCCAGCCAGUGUCCAAGCCCUUGAGUCGAAUCAAGAGUUUCUGAUGGAGAUGAUCUGCGAGUAUUGGGUCUGGGCCACCUGUGAAGAAGAGGAUGCCCAGCGCCGCGUGGAGUCUGUUGGCAUUACCUCGAGAGGAGCUGGAGCUGGCAAGAUUGCUGGGAACUUGGUGUUGGAGCCCCAGAACCGCUGA
This is a messenger RNA of Cladocopium goreaui, 942 nucleotides long. Lineage: Eukaryota; Dinophyceae; Suessiales; Symbiodiniaceae. The record is from the annotation of a GenBank genome assembly.